Triticum dicoccoides is the source of this 6849-nucleotide messenger RNA. Its product is annotated as kinesin-like protein KIN-12E. The transcript is spliced from 33 exons. NCBI's taxonomy places the organism in Eukaryota, Viridiplantae, Streptophyta, Magnoliopsida, Poales, Poaceae. The record is from RefSeq and is a predicted model, not a curated record. Bases 1 to 6477 code for a protein of 2158 amino acids. Gene Ontology annotation, biological process: microtubule-based movement. Gene Ontology annotation, molecular function: microtubule binding; ATP binding; microtubule motor activity.
AUGUCCGCCCCCGGCGGCGGCGGCGGCGGCGGCCGGCGCCCCUCCGCGUCCCGCUCCUCCCGCCGCGCCGCGCCGGAGCCCAACGAGAACGACGACCUGGCGGCCGCGCCCUCCUCGUCCUCCCCCUCGGCGGCCGCCCCGCCCUUCUCGCUGCCCCCGCGGUCGCCCCUCGCGGCCAUCGCCGACCCGGGCAGGAACCCGCGGUCCGCACCGGGGACGCCCAAGUCGCUGGCGAGCACCCCCAGGGCCUGCGCGCCGGCGUCUGGGGCCAGGGAUCGGAGCUCCUCGAUUGGCGGGGCCGCGAAGAGGGUGUUUGAUCUGAGGGAUCUGGCGGCCACGGAAGUGCCCGUGGAGGUGCCGCAUUUUGAGCUCGACGAGGACCCCGCCUUCUGGAUGGAUCGCAAUGUGCAGGUUUUGGUACGGUUAAGGCCAAUCAGUGCUGCCGAGAGCACUGCGUAUGGUCAAAAAAGAUGUUUUAUACAGGAUAGCUCAAAGACAUUGAGCUGGACAGGACACCCUGAAACAAAGUUCACGUUUGAUCAUGUCGCAUGUGAAACAAUAUCACAGGAAAAGCUGUUUAGGGUAGUUGGUCUACCAAUGGUGGAGAACUGCAUGUCUGGAUACAACGGCUGUUUGUUUGCCUAUGGCCAGACAGGGAGUGGCAAAACUUACACAAUGAUGGGAGAGCUUAGUAAGGAUGGCAAUGAACUUAGCAAUGAUUCUGGUUUGACGCCUCGUAUUUUCGAGUAUCUAUUCGCUCGGAUAAAGGAGGAAGAGGAAAGGCGAAGAGAGGACAAAUUGAAGUACAUCUGCAAAUGCUCUUUUCUGGAGAUAUACAAUGAGCAGAUAACUGAUCUACUUGAACCAUCAUCAACAAAUCUUCAGAUCCGUGAAGAUAUAAAGAAAGGUGUAUAUGUUGAGAACCUAAUGGAGUGUUAUGUGUCAUCUGUUAAAGAUGUUAUGUUGUUAUUAUUACAGGGGGUUGCAAAUAGGAAAAUGGCAGCUACAAAUAUGAAUAGUGAGAGCAGCCGUUCACAUAGCGUCUUCACUUGCGUCAUUGAGAGUCACUGGGAAAGGGAUUCAAUGACGCACCUCCGCUUUGGGCGUUUGAAUUUGGUUGAUCUUGCUGGUUCUGAGAGGCAGAAAAGCUCGGGCGCUGAAGGAGACCGCUUGAAAGAAGCUGCGAACAUUAACAGAUCCUUGUCAACUCUUGGGCUUGUUAUCAUGACUCUAGUGGAUGUCGCAAAUGGAAAAAGCCGCCAUGUGCCUUAUAGAGACUCAAGGCUUACAUUUCUCCUCCAGGAUUCCCUUGGAGGAAACUCUAAAACAACAAUUGUUGCCAACAUCAGCCCGUCUAUUUGUUCCUCCAAUGAGACACUGAGUACCUUGAAGUUUGCUCAGCGCGCGAAGUUGAUUCAAAACAAUGCAAAAGUAAAUGAAGAUGCUUCAGGAGAUGUUAUGGCUUUACAAAGGCAGAUAGAAGAACUAAAGGAUCAGUUGACAUGCUUGAGGAAGCAGCAAAAUGCCCCUGGAUCGCCUAGCUUUCUCCUGCUAAAUUCAGGCUCUGAUAGAGAAUACAAUACUUUAGCUGAAGAUCAUCAAUCAAGCUGUGACCUGAGUCUUCUAAAGCAAAAGGUUAGCCAUCUGGAAGAUGUUCUUGCUGGGAGCCUUAGGAGAGAGAAACUAGCUGAGGUGGAUAUCAGGAAGCUGGAGGCUGAAAUAAAGCAUUUGAAUCGUCUGGUUGACCUGAAGGAAUCUGAUUCCCAACGCUUGAGAAUGAUGCUGAAACUUCGUGACGAAAAAUUAAAAAGAUUGCAUAUGUUAGCUGAUGAUCUAGUGCCAUCGGAUGGCUAUAUGGUUGAAGAAAAUGCUGCAAUGUCCCAAGAGAUUCAGCUACUGCAAAAACAAUUUGACGAAAAUCCUCAACUGACUCAGUUUGCUUUUGAAAACAAGAGAUUAAUCGAGCAAGUUAGAACGCUUGAGAACUUCCACAAGCAAGGGGAAAGAGAGAUGUUAUUAACGGAGAUAUCUCUUUUGCGUAAUCAUUUCCUUCAUAUUCUUGAGCAGAAGUAUGCAGCACCUCCUAGGAAUUUAGAAGCACAGGGUGACGAGAUUGUCAAGGAUCUAGACAAUUGCAGGAAGGAGCUGGAUGCAUGCUUAGAAAAUAAUGUUUUGCUUGCACGUGAAGUAAAUAAGCUGCGCUGUGAACUGAAACAAUACCAGAUGUCUAGCACGCACCAAGUUGCUCCGACGGCAGAGAAGAAUUGUGGGAUUCCAGAGAUCAGUCAGAUACAACCCGAUCCAGUGGGAUGGAACUUUUCAUGUUUAACGCCCAAUGGUGCUGGAAUGUCAACUGAUAUUACGGAAUCAGUUCAACUCAAUCUUCCUUCAGAAAUUGCUAGUGGACACCAGGAAUCCUGUUCUCAUUUGUAUCAUUUCGAUUCAGAAAGAUGUGAUUUGAAUGAUUCUACAAAAGUGCCAGAGUGUAGUGAUGAAGUGUCUCAGUGCUACAGCUUGGCUCUUGGAUCUUCACAUAAUGUACUUGACAAAGACACUGUUCUUAGUGGACACGUAGAAGAUGAAGAAACAUUGCAAUUACAGCAGGAUGAGAUGGAUCAAAUACAUGAAAACGUACCAAAUAUGGGUAUAUGUUUGCAUGGUGAGACUUCAUUGUGUCAUCAAGAGACUGAAAUAGUGGGCUCAAGCAAACAGACAUUACAGGCCGAGUUGGCGCACAUUAAAAGCAUAAAUCAAGAGCUCAAAGAGAAGCUAGUUAUUAUGGUUGAAGAAAGUGCCAGGCUUGCAGAGAUCAUUGUGGCCAAAGAUGUAGAAAUUGCCUCUUUAUCUGAGGAAUGGGAGGUUGCAAUAGUUGAUCUAACAAGCUUCUUGACAGAUGGCUGCAGAUCACUAGACGAUGCAUAUCAGAAUAUUGAUAACAUGAUUAGUUCAUUUCCUUACAGCAAUAAUUCUGUCAGCGAACAUGUGGAGAAGGCUAUGAAAGUUAGCAUUGAAAAGGAAAAAAUAAUCUUCAGGCUUCAAAUUGAGCUACAAGAUGCACAGCGAAUGGGCAGGGAAGUGAAAGAAAAGUUGCACAUCUUAAGAGGUGCAACACUUGCUAUCACUGAAGCUCAGCAAUUAUAUAAUGAUGCAAGUUCUCAGGAAGCAGAACGAGUAAACCAAAAGGAUUGCAAUGUGGAAUGGAAAAAUUGUGACUUGUCAGAAGCAGCAGAGCAUUCUCGUGAUGAACCUCUAUUCCUCGACAGCUUGAAUGACACGAGUGCACAGCGGACUCGUAGUGAAGAUGGAUCAGCAGUCAACAAAGCUAAUCCAGACUACCAGUCAAAGCUCGACGAUGUGUUAUGUCUCGUCGAGGAUAAGUCAAAUAAGGUUUUGGCCUUAUUUUCAAAUUUUGAGGAUGCUCAAGAAACCAUGAAAGAGGCUGACCUUAUGCUCUCGGCUUUGUUGAAGGCCAAUGAGGAGUUAAAGCUUGACAGAGAUAAUUGCCGCCAAGCAGUGGAAUCUUUAUUGGCGGAGAAAAGUUCUCUGGUCAAUGAGUUGCAGGAGGUUGAAGCGUCAAGUUUUUGUACAGCACAGAGUUACAACAAAUUAAAUCAGCAGAUGAAUGAAUGUACCAACGAGAUGACAAACAUUGCUACUCUAAUGAAGGGAUCUUUUCACCAUUUGCAAAGGAUUGCUACAAUGGAACUCUUUGAACUUUGCUCUGAAAUUAUUAAUAUUGGGCAGGACUUAAAGAGGUGGAUAAGUGAUUCAAGAUCUUAUCUGGUAAACAUUGAAUCACUUUUAGAAGAAAGAGGCAGUUCUUUAGUUCAGCAGCUCCAUCACCUUAAUGUGAAUGCUUAUACAUGCAUGUGUCAACAAGUUGAUUCAUGUGACCUGGGUGGCAGCAAUACUAUGUUUCUUCAUGAAACUCAAGCAAUCCCUGACAACUCUAGGAAGCAUAUUAUAUCUAUAACAGAUAUGGUGGAUGAAGGAAAGGACACGUCAUCCAUGCAUGUAGUUCCAAUGGGCAGUGCUGCUGAACUGGAAGUUUUUGAUGCAGACAGUGCAGACGAUAUGGCUGUUAUUAAGGACAUAAUUUUCAGUAUUGCUCAAAAGUGGGAUAUUUUCGUCAACAAAGUGUCCUGCAUUAAGAAUGCUGAGACAUAUCCAGGUGUUGCUUGUGAUGAACAAAGUUAUGCAAACCCUCUUGCUGCACUUGCAAAAUUAGAUAGCGAACAAAUACACUCAGCUGUUCCACAGCAAUGCAAGGAAAGCAUAGAAGAUCACUCAGGAGAGGAAGACAAUACUGCUCUUUUGAAUGAUGUUCAGUGUCUCAAGCAUCAUUUGGCGCAGUUAAUGAUUCCACUGUCUAAAUUUAUCAAUAAAGAAGACCUUAUGGGGGAUGGAACAGAAAAUGAGAAACAGUUUGUUACUGUUCUGAAUAAGGUGCAAGAUAAUUUGAUUUUUGCUAUAGAUUUUUUUGGUUAUCUGUUACUAUCUGAGCAAGAAGGUUCUCAGAAUGCACCUUUGCUUAGCAGACUCCUUAAUGACAUUAGUACUAUUGAGAAGAAAGCUUUGACAUGUCAGAAAAUAUGCUUACGGGAUGGUGAUUCUCAGGCUGGUCACAGUACAGAGUACGCAUCACUAAGAAGAGACUUUGAGAGGAAAAGUGAUAUCGCUGAAGGAUUGUCUUUUGACUUGAAAUUAUUGCAAGAGUCUACCUCAUAUGCGAAGGACAUGAAAGAUAAAGCUGAUGAAGUGUCGAAUGCCCUUAGAAAGGUUCAACGAGAACUUGAGAUUAAAAAUUCUGAGACAGAAGACAUGUUGGCAAAACAGAAGACACUAGUGGAAGAACUGGCUGAAAAUGGUGCUGCACUCAUUGUUUUAAGAUCAGAGUUAGAGCAAUCUCAACUUUCAUCAUCUGCGCUAUCAAAGGAGAACAAUGAUCUGAGAGUGAUGCUGGAAGAGGAAACUGUGAAGACCAGUGAAAUAGUAGCUCUGUUGGAAGACAAAGCUAAGGUCAUAGAGGGAUUGGAGAGUGAAAUUAUAUUGCUUAAUUCUUCUGAAGAGGGACGUCUUAGGUCAGAUAUUGAAGAACUAAGUAAUAAUAUCAAAAUGUUAUGUAAUGAAAAUGGAAAGCUCAAAGCAGAGAUACUCAAGUUAAAUGACAAGCUUGAGAUGUCAAUGGCUUUAGCUGAGGAGAAUGAAGCUGCUGCUAUUGAAGCUCGGCAAGCUGCAGAGAUAAGUAAAAUCUACGCGGAAGAGAAAGAUGAGGAGGUUACAAUUCUUGAACAUUCUGUUGGGGAACUUGAAUCUACAAUAACUGUUCUUGAGGAAGAGGUACGCAACCUUAAAGAGGAAGUAAGGAGCAACCAAGCGCACAAACAAUCCGAAGCUGAAUUUCAAGCAAUUGAAGAGAUGCUUACUGUAGAAAAUGCCUCAAAAUGUGAUGACAAUGUGGAACUGUGUCCAGGGAGAUGCCAACUAAAAAAGAGAUUGCGAGCUGAGAUUAUUGCACAUCAAGAUACUAGAAGGAAGAUUGAAGGACUCGUAAUGGAAGUAAAACGUAAAGAUGAGGAGCUAAGGCAGUGCAAAGAGCAUAUAGCUGAGCUGGUCCUGCAUUCAGAAGCACAAUCAUUGCUGUUUCAGGAGAAGUAUCAGGAAAUGGAGCACAUGGUUUCUAAACAGAACUUUGGUUCACAUGAAUCUAAUUCUGAGGCUGUCCAUACAAAAGUGGAAAAGCCUUCAGGGCGAACAAGAGGAUCUGGUUCACCUUUUAGGUGCAUAUCUAGCAUUGUUCAACAAAUGAACUCUGAGAAGGAUCAAGAAAUCUCUUUGGGCCGCCAGCGAAUUGAAGAACUUGAAGCGUUGCUUAGCGACAAACAGAAACAGAUAUGCCUGCUUACGUCAAGACUGGCAGCAGUGGAUAGCAUGACACAUGAUGUUAUAAGGGAGCUACUUGGCGUCAAAUUAGACAUGACAAACUAUGCUAAUUUGCUUGACCAAGAAGAAGUGCACAAGCUGUUAGUAGCAUCCCAGGAACAAAUCGAACAAUCGAAGGCGAAGGACGAGGAACUUGACGUCCUCAAAGAACAAUUCGGCCAUCUCAUUCAAGAAAGGGACAGCUUGCUUGAUGACAUGGACCAAAGGAAGGCGGACCUGCUGGAGACCCAGCUGCUCGUGGAACAGCUCGAACAGCGGGAGCAGAUGCUCGAGGCCCAGAACGAAAUGCUACAGAUGGAGAAAGACAACCUCCAGCAGAGGAUGAUGGAGAUGGACGAGACGAUCGAGCUGCUAGAAGGCUCAAAUCGAGUCAGAAUAGGAGAUAGCCAUAGCCAGCGUUCGGCCGGCAGCGAGUUCAGCAGGAGGCUGGCGCAGUCGGACAUGCUGGUGUCCCACGCGCGGCACGAGCGCUCCCGUAAUAACCGCGCGGCGGCCGCAGGGAGCUCGCGGCCGCGGCACGGCAGGCACCAUUGAGACGGCCUGGCUGGCCGCUGCGCAGUACAUAAAUUGGACCGGAACAGAUCAGACACUGCUUGUGUUUGUUGAUCGGCAGCGGCGGCGGCGCCACCUCUUUGGCUGUAGAGUAGGUCAAGUCAGAAUGGCGAUGGCUGCAAAGGAAAAAAUUGUUGGUGUACGUGGUCCGAGUGUAUGUAGAACCGUGACUGGUGCGAUGUGUGCGUGGGUUUGUGUAUAUUUUUGCGCUGUAUGUACGCCUGCCACAUCUAACACACGGUGAGUUCCGGCUUUGGCUGGCCUCCAUCAGAAGAACGAACCGCAUUUCAUACUGCCCAGCGCACAGCUUGAGGCAAAGAUUUGUGGGAGCACGAGUUGAAGAUAGAUUUGUCA